CUUCAAACAAAUAUGAGGACCGCAACUUUGAUCCUGCUUUGUGUCACAGUCUUCGGAGCUGGACUUGCUCAUUACCCUGGUAAGUAGGCUAUUUCAAUUCUAAGAGGGCAUUAGUAUAUCUACCAUUUUAUUUUUAGUUCAUGUGUUUAUUUAAUAAAUUCUUUCCGUUAUUUCAUAUGUACGAAAGGCACAUUUUGCAGUAUCCAUAUGGUUAACUUGAUAAGUGAAUAGCAGAUUCAGAUGUUGAAAGCUAGUAAUAACAAUUACCUUUAGUUUUUGUUGUAAUAGCACUAUAUCUUAUCUGCUGUUCCUUCAAAUCAAUAGGUGGAAGAUCUGAGAAAUGUCUAUGCAGGGGAAAACUAAUGCAGUCUGUGAGGAUAAAACGCAUCCAGAAGUUAGAGGUGUACCCAAACACUGUAUUCUGUGCAAAGACAGAAAUGAUGUGAGUAUUACAAAUAAUUAUAUUUACAAUCAGAUUGUGUGGAAGUGAGACUACAAAUAUAUUGUUUUGUAUCUUUGUAGUGCCACAAUGAAGAAUGGUAAGAAAAAAUGUCUGAACCCAGAGGGCAAGCAAGGAAAAAGGUUCCUGAUGAGAAAAAGGUAAAACAUUUUCCCAUCAAAGCUUUCCUCAAUGUAACUUGCAAUAAGCCAUUUUUUUCCUAAAUUAAAAGUUCCUUACUUACAUUUCAGACUGGAGGAGCAACAGAAGCCAAAAUGAGGACUGGGAAGGAGAAACAAAAAUUAUUCAAAUCAAAUUAGAAAAUAGUGUGUGUUCAUGGCACAAGUGUGUGUUGGUCGAGCUGGAGACGGUCACAGCAGCCUGUCUGGGAGUGGAGGGGUUCCUUCCCGGAAUACGUUCUGGAUAUUGCAUAGUACACAAUGUAUCCAUGCAUUCCAUUCCCAUGUAAACAGGGAAAAGGCCAAGAUGUUGUCAUAGAGACUUACCUCAAUGGUUCUCAUGGACAUUUGUUUUACAUGUGUUCAUGGCAGUGAAUGUUUGUGUGGGUUAUAUCACUAUAUUUACAUGUCUAUGUUUAGCCUCACUUCAGAAAGUAAUGUAGCACACUUGCUCUGAGAUUUGUUACAAAUUAAUCACUUUUGUGAAUGAAAGCCAACUGCUUUUAUAAAUGUUCACCCAUAUCACAACAGCUGUUGUGUACUUGCAUUAAGUUUUGUCACAUCUAUACUGAACAAAAAUAUGAAUG
Messenger RNA from Coregonus sp. 'balchen', 1205 nucleotides. The record is from the annotation of a GenBank genome assembly. Lineage: Eukaryota; Metazoa; Chordata; Actinopteri; Salmoniformes; Salmonidae.